Messenger RNA from Labrus mixtus (cuckoo wrasse), 7542 nucleotides. Its product is annotated as monocarboxylate transporter 2-like. Bases 461 to 1903 code for a protein of 480 amino acids. NCBI's taxonomy places the organism in Eukaryota, Metazoa, Chordata, Actinopteri, Labriformes, Labridae. Gene Ontology annotation, biological process: transmembrane transport; monocarboxylic acid transport. Gene Ontology annotation, cellular component: membrane. Gene Ontology annotation, molecular function: monocarboxylic acid transmembrane transporter activity. The transcript is spliced from 5 exons. The record is from RefSeq and is a predicted model, not a curated record.
GACUUUUGGAUGAAAACCAGAGUGUUUCUUCCUGCUCUGACAGCGCUACGGUAUAUCAGACAAUCAGACAGGCCUAACUGCCUCUGGCUGCGCGCUUAUCUCAUGCAUGGGCCUCAUCCGACCUCAUGCAAAUACUACAGCGCCCAGGAGGAGGGACAAGGAACUGUGGAGGUAACGAGCAACGCGCGUUGAACGACUGAGUCUAUCCUUCAAUCCUUCGGAGGCUGCUCGGGUUUUAAAAUAGCCACAGAGGCAGCGCCGCCCUCUGCAGCUCCGAGCAGCUCCACGUCAAGCAGCGGCUCACUCAGGAAAUUCAAACAUCGAGCCUUCCACAACACAGACACACGCAUCUUCCCCGAGCCAAGGUCACCGAGGCGGGCAAGCGUGUUACAGGAACCCACGCACAACACACAUCUCCGUUCCCUCCGAAGUGAAAAGUCAGUCUUGAGGUGGGCCAGCGAUGCCGCCCCCUGCCACAGGUCCCGCCCCCGUGGCCCCACCAGACGGCGGUUGGGGUUGGCCUGUGGUGUUAGCGUCUUUCAUCUCCAUAGGCUUCUCGUACGCCUUCCCCAAGGCCAUCACGGUCUUCUUCAAGGACAUCCAGGUCAUCUUUGGAGCCUCCUACAGCGAGAUCGCAUGGAUCUCCUCCAUCAUGCUUGCGGUUAUGUAUGCUGCAGGUCCCAUCAGCAGCAUACUGGUCAACACAUAUGGCUGCAGACCAAUCGUCAUGAUGGGGGGCUGCCUCUGUUCCACUGGUAUGAUCUUAGCUUCCUUCUGCACCAGUGUGGUCCAGCUCUACCUCUGCAUAGGCGUUAUCGGUGGACUUGGCCUAGCCUUCAACCUGCAGCCAGCACUGACUAUGAUAGGAAAAUACUUCUUGAAGAAGCGUCCCAUUGCAAAUGGGCUAGCGAUGGCAGGCAGUCCGGUGUUCCUCAGUACUCUUGCCCCGCUCAAUCAGUACCUCUUUAACAACUUUGGCUGGAGAGGUAGCUUCCUCAUUCUGGGCGGCCUGCUACUGAACUGCUGUGUGGCUGGAUCUCUAAUGAGACCUCUUGGACCACCACCCGGCAAGAUCAAGAAAGAUGAAGAGUUAGCUGCAAUAACCACAACAAAAGAAAAGUUCAGUGCAUGGAAAACAGUCAACAAGUACUUGGACUUGACACUCUUCCAGCAUCGUGGUUUCCUCAUUUAUCUGUCAGGCAAUGUCAUCAUGUUCCUUGGCUUCUUUGCUCCUAUAGUCUUCCUUGCGGCCUACGCUAAGGACAUGGGCGUGGAUGAAUACUCUGCUGCCUUCCUGCUCUCUAUUCUUGCUUUUGUCGACAUGUUUGCGAGGCCCUCCAUGGGGUUACUUGCCAACUCACGCUGGGUCCGGCCCAGAAUCCAAUACUUCUUCAGCUUUGCUGUGCUGUACAAUGGAGUGUGCCACAUCCUCUGCCCACUAGUGGAAAGCUACACCGGUCUGGUGGUAUAUGCCAUGUUCUUCGGCUUUGCCUUUGGCAUGGUCAGCUCAGUGUUGUUUGAAACACUGAUGGAUCUGGUUGGGCCUCAGAGAUUUUCCAGUGCUGUUGGACUCACCACUAUUGUGGAGUGUUGCCCCGUCCUCCUUGGUCCACCUCUAGCAGGGAAAUUGGUUGAUAUCUCGAAGAACUACAAGUACAUGUAUUUUUGCUGCGGAGCUGUCGUAAUUUUUGCAAGUAUUUGGCUCUUUAUUGGGAACUUCAUUAACUACAGACUCUUGGAUCAGGAGCGCAAGAGGGCAGAGAUGUACAAACGGACUGAGACAGAAGAUCCAGACCAGCUUAAGAAUCAAAAAGAGGCUGAUGGGGAAGCACAGGCGUCAGAAGAGCUGGUUGAAAAAAAUCAAAAAGAGGAGGAACCUAUGCAGCGGGAAACCAACAUCUAGAUCCUUCUUCUCUGCCAACAGCUCAUGCUCACCUCAGUGGCAAGCUCACAUCUCCUUUCACUGCAAAUAAACUGAGCUCCAAGCCAAGGGGUGCCUCUUGACGUUCCACAAGGCUCUAUUUGGGGUCCUCUGCACUUCUCUAAAACUAACUGCCAAAGCGACAAUAAUGUUGUUGGAAGCUGUGAGGUGUUAUAUCUGUUUGUCGAAGAGCAUCAGCUUUAACUAAAACAGAAAAUUAUUAAGCAGAAGGAAAAGUGUAACAUAAUGUAUGCAUGUGAGGAGGCUAUAGGUCAGAAAAUGUAAUGGAGUGUAGUACUAACCAAGGUUUCUUUUUUGCCACGUUCCCCUCAUAUCGGAUUAACUGUUAAAACAAGACUGCAACUGGAGGACAAUUACAUUCACGACCCCUAGUGGCAAUUAUAGCAAGAAUGUGGGAUUAUAAAGCGGGAAGUAUGUACAAAUUCCUAAGUGGCGUCAUCGCUCAGCUAGCAUAGCAACAAAUUCACAGAUGUUAGCAUACAAUUUGAAAAUUUGUCAGAUGAAAUGUAACUUCUGCUGCAGUUGGUCAUGUCUGACCUUAUCUCUGUUCAUUUCAAAUGUCAUUUCAUGUCUAAAUAUUCCAAACUGUAGCCAUUCCUCUUUUCCUACUGUGUUUUCCGAUAUGAAGUGAAUGCAGCAUAUGUGUGUCACCACUGUUCCAAUAGCACCAGCAUACUGAAUUUGAAAUAUCUUCUUGAAUUAAAAGCAAGAAGCAAUGACAGGGUUUAACUUUGAUCUACCUUUGAGUGAAAGGUCACUUGUUUAAAGCUGAUAACAGUCAGUGUCCAUUCUUAGCAAAGUUUUUGUGCAACACUGUCCCCACACUAUACAUUCACAUCGUGAGCAACUUGGUCUAUCUGUUGAAUUUUGUGAUUGUGGUAAGUUGGUGGCUCUGAACUCAAUCUUGUCUGAUCAAAUCUUGUACAAUCAAGCGGAAAAAAGAACAAUCUCAGAAAUUAUCAUUAGCCGGAAACAAUGGAAGCAAGUUUCUAUGGUAAUGCGAAUAUUUAAAAAUCAUAUCUGCAGGGAACAAAGAAACUAAAAUCUGGCUUGAUGGCGGCAGCUGUUGAGCCUUUAAAGUUUGGCUUGUUCUCCCUGGUUGGUCGACUCAGUGAGAAGUAAAAACUCCAACAACUGUAAUGACUUGUUGACUGUGUUGCUCGCAAUGUGAAUGCAACAGAUGGAUAGACCAUUUCCGGUGGCCUGGAGUUUCUAAGUGUCAAGCAGGAGCACAAAAUCCUAAUUGCACUGUGUGUAAUAUGGCAAUUGGGUGCCCUGAAAUUCCCACAUCUAGAAAUAAAAAACAGAUGUGCUCACAGCUGGUGAUGCUGGUGCUUGUGCAUUAUGCUGCCACCUGAGUGCUCUAAUGCCGUGUAGUAAAACCUGCACAAAAGUCCCACUUUAAUACUUUCGAUCCAGCCAUAAAAGGCUUCCAGUAACUUAUCUAGCUGCUGCACUGAAGGAAAAUGACCAUACAUCACCCCUAACAUCUUUCUAAAAUUGCUGCAAUUAAAUGAAUUUAAUUACGGUUGAAUGUAAUUUCCUCUGUGGGCCUUAACAAGGUAUUAAUGAUCAAAACCAACUGCAGAAUAUGGUUAUUUUUUUCUGCAUAUAGAGCCCAUGAGCAAUAUUACCGCUCAGAUUAUAAUGCAGACGUACAGGGAAAUGUAUUUCUUGAACCGGUGGGACAGUCUAUUCUAUGAUACAUUGCCUUAAAUGUAAUGUAACAAGUGCAGGGGAGUUGUACAGAGAAUACUUGAUAGUAUUAUAAGAAGCUCAUAAACCGCUGUGUUAAAUGUGUGAGAUCCUUUCAAACUCAUAGAGUGUAAUCAGCUUCAUGUGCGUCACCUCACAUGUCUGAAUGCAAAUUCAAAUGUUAAAGCUAUGAGAUUAAGUAUUGUUGUAUAGUGUCACUGUUAACUAAUCCACUAACAACAUGCUACUGAUGCUACCAAAUCAAUGAAUGCUUAUCAAGUCUACCUGUAUUCUCAGUUUUAUUGCGUGCUAACAAAUGUACUUGGCUAAGCCAUCACGUAGCAAUUUUACUGUUGCUAUAAUUGUCUUUCUUGUUCGGUAUUGAAUCCAUUCCAUGUGUUAGUUUUUGUAAAUUGUCAUCCUACUGUGCUGUUAACUGGUUUUCACCACAAAAAUCUGCAGUAUUGGUCUCAAACUCUAACCACAUGUCGUCCUGUCUCAGAUGUUCGAACAAAGCCAAAUGCAUUUUAAUAACAAAUUUUGUUCUUCAAAGCAAUCAUGAACAGAAAAAAAAAAAACCUUCCCAUUGUUCUGGCUUGUGUGCUUUGAAUAGUUGAAUGUCCAUUCACAUUCAUGAAAAUGGAUGUCCCGCUGUGUAGCAGUGGCUCGCCACCAUGUACUGCCCAUCGCCUAAGACUCAUUACAACCAAACGCUACGUCAAUGUGAAAUCAUCUCUGGUUCUGUGAUGUAAUCAGAGCAAUUAGCUGUAGUCGUGUUUGGCUGGAUGAAAUCUCAGGGUAUCAGUGGAGCAUUGUUGAGGAUAUCUGUGAUACCGUUUUAUUGUAAAUAAGAUUUAUUAGAAAUAUUUGCAAGCCUCUGUGCAUAGUUGAUCAAAGCACUUGACCUCUUUGAGCUCGAUUCAGUGACCUAGACUUGGCCCCAAUAUUUCCAUUCAGUGAUGUGCUAUAGGCUCAUUCGGACUGCAACAGUAUUCCCCUAAACGCUGCUUGUGUCUCCAGGUUAUCUGUCAUAAGUCUGUGUCACAUCGCUUUUCUGAUUCAGCAUGGCCCACCAGCAUUUCAUGCAAACAUCACAGUAUUUUUAUGGCAUCACGUCUGUAACUUCAUCAUGUCUUUGAAUAUUGGACAACAACGAUACCUUUUAAUGAAUGGGUAUGAAAGUGUGACUCUUUAAACUUAAAAAAAAAAAAUGAAAAGAUGGAUUCAACCCAUCGACUAAGAUCUGAUGUCACUGUGCUUAUUGUACAUGGUGGCUCUCAAUGAGGCAUACAGACUGCUGUACAAUCACUUUCUGCCAAAUAACACUGCCCCCUGCUGGUUCAGAAACACUUAGACCAAAAGGUAUAAAAAAAAUUAAAAAAAGUCAUGCUUCACUUUCAGCAGGAGAACACACACUCUCGCUUUGUCAAAUUUCUUUUUUUAAAUGACCAACAUGAUUUCAGUAUCAUGGGUGAUGCAUUUGCAUCAAUGAGGGGGGAUGGGGGAGGGGGGAUGGUAUGCUCAGUAUCAAUAUACUUUCUUUAUAUGCAAAUGUUAAAGCAAAGACCUAGAACAAAUUUCAAAGUGCAAUGGAUUGAAGGGUUUGAUUGGAUUAAGAGGAAUACUGUUGAAUGUAAACUUUCAACAUUUAUUCAUGUAAACCUUGUUUAUGUUUAAAUACCUUUUCUCUCUAUAAUCAGUAAAGAGAGCAGGUUGCGCCGAUCGAGGAACAGACAUCACAGAGGCAGUAACUUAGCUUUUAGAGCGACGUUUCUCGACUAUGGGUGUCUGUCCCUGAUGGUGGUGAAGGAAUCAAAAACAUAAUUUGCAUCUCAAAAUUGUCUUUUUUUUCUUUGACUUUUGAUUAUGGGUUUAUUUAUUAUUUAUAGAUCAUCAUCAUUACUCUGUUGCAGAAAAUUGCUGCAACAAAAUGAGUCCCCCAAACCCCUAUGGCUGAUGUUUGAACUUAUGUAUUCUCCUGCCUGUUUCAAAAUGGUAUUUGUCCUACUUUAAGCAAUACUUAUUUUUCUGUAUUCUCAGUUCAAAUGUGUAUUGUAAGAACAAAAGGAAACAUGUUCUUCUUUUUUAAUUUAACAGGAAAAAAUGAAAGAAAAUGUUUUGAAUUUGAUUUGCACCAAUUAGCCUUACAAAUCCAACUUCUUAGUUUUGUGUUGCUUUUUUUUGUGUGGUAUAUUUUUAGACACAGAGGUUUAUUUUGAGAUUAGCUGAAGACCAAGUUUAGAAGAGAUGAUGAACUAGAAUGAACAAGAAAUAUUUUCACCGCUCUUGUUUUAUUUUUGUAAAUGCAAGUUACCGCUGCUCAGAAGCAAAGGAGAAGUUUGAAUGUUCACUUUAGAAUUUGGCUGAAUAUUAUUUUUUCUUAAUGUGUGUUAUAAAUAGGCAGAACGUUAAGGCUUUACAGUUGAAGAGAGUCUGGGUGGGAUGACUUUUAGUUUCCUUUUUUUUUUUUAAGUAAAAGUGUCAAACUUUUUUUUUUGGCUUGUAUUUCAAAGCACCUAGCAGCUUACACUGUGUUUAGCUUGUAGACAUGACUGCAGAUUCAAAAUUCAUGCUUUGAAUUAUCGGUAAGAAAUUGGGUGAGUUCAACUUUAGCAGGUUGAGUCAAAAAAAAAAAGUUGUUAAAAUUGUGGUGCGCAGCGAAAAUGUAAUAGUGUGGUAUCAUGGAGGAAUUAAAUUUCAGAAUGAGUUGUGAAUUUCAAUUUUGGGUUUGAGUUUGGUUUUCCUGCCCUGGAGAUGAAUUUACUUUGGUGAAAUUCAGUUUUAUUUGAAUGUACCAGCUUUUUGGGAAAUUUAUUCUCACGUUUAUUUAGAAAUUUGAAUUUUCACCUUCAAACCCUGAUCUUAAAAAAGUUGAAACGCCUAAAUAAGCAUAUGUAUCCUUAUAUCUUCUAAUCAAAAGGUGUUUUCCGACCAAACAGUUCUGGGGACUUUUUGAAGAGGAACUAUCUACUAGGGAGUUCCCUACACCAUGAGGACUAUUCCUCUGUCUGCAUUCACACCGCCAUGGUAACUACUCUACUAGAAGCAGGAUCUAAAACGGUUCCUCUCAACGCGGUUCUAGGAACGAAAAUAGUUCUUAGUUCCUGCGGUGAAGAAUCAAUUAAAAAAGGGGGAGGGGUCAAAAAGUUCCUGUGGUCCGAAAAAGCCUAAUAGUUCAAAAUCUUCUUCAACAAACUUUUAUUUUGAAGUUUUUUUAUUUUCAUGUUGAUGUGGUAAAACGAAACCUCUCAGCAUGUGUCGGUGUGGAUUGUAUACAAGGUGGUUUGCUACUGGGAGGCUGAAGGACUCUGGCUGUUCUGCUAACUGUGCCUUAUGUGCUAUACUGACCAUUUUAAACAGCUUUUUUUUUUUAACACACACAGGGAGAACCACAAAUUUCUAUCUUUGCCCAUCUGUUUGUAUGUUUACAAAUUAUUGUAGGCUUUUAUUUCUGUGUAAAUAAUCAACUUAUUGCUAAUCAUUUCAAAUGCAAUCCUGUUGUCUUAACACUGUCAACAUGUAUGAACAAGAAGCUCUUACACCAGAUAUAUACUCUGAAUAUAUUUGAUCUGUUAAUAGGAUUUGUACUUAAAGUGAAGGAUGCAGAUAUCUGAUUUGAGGACAGCUGUGUUCACACGUUUGUUCUCAGAAGUGAACUCACUCCGUUAGGUCCUUCCAGUAGCAGACGCGCUGUGUGCUCUCUCAUCAGGGCAGAUCUGUUCUCUAUGGCAUUAUAUAUAUUUUUUUCAGAUUGUGUCAGUCCUUCCACUACCUCUGCAGCCGUCAUGUUAGAGCGAGCGACAGUACCACACGGGUAUGAAAACCUGAUUUAUGUUUUUGUAAUUCUAAUAGAGUGUUAUCACCUAUCACAGUAGUGACAUAAAUAAAGUAUAUAUAUCCAAGUA